AUGGUGCUGGACAAGGGCUUGCUCACAGCCCUCGCCCAGGCAAAUGCUGGAGAAUGGAUCAUGGUAUUAUCCCUCGUCUUCGGGGGAUGCUGUUCCAAUGUCUGGGCACUUGAAGGUGUACUGAGAGAUCAUCCCAACUCUGGCACAUUCCUGACAUUUGCUCAAUUCACAUUCGUCGCAAUCCAGAACUUCUCCUCCCAGCUUCGCAUCGUCCGCACGAGGUCCGGGUGGCGGAUACCCCAACUUAAGAACAGAAAAGUGCCACUCAAGAGAUGGUCGGUGCAGGUCGUCUUGUUCUUUCUUGUUAGCUUGAUGAACAAUUACGCGUUCGGGUUGAAGAUCCCCGUAACGGUGCACAUCAUCUUUCGAAGCGGCGGGCUCUGUGUUUCCAUGAUGACAGGGUAUCUCGUGGGCAAACGGCGGUAUUCUGCUGGUCAGGUCUUUGCAGGCAUACUUAUCACAGCUGGCAUCAUCCUCGCAACUCUAUCAAAGCCAAAGCCUCCUCCCAUCAUGCGAAUCCAGGACGACGGAUUCUCUACCUCUUCGUCUGCUCCCAUUCCCAAAGUCGAUGAUACCACUGGCCGGUCGUGGAUCUCCCCAGACCACGAGUACUUUUUGGGUAUUGCCAUUCUUGCGGGUGCUCUGGUGCUAUCGGCCUUGCUCGGGCUGUAUCAGGAGCAGACGUAUAAGGUAUACGGGAGGCAAUGGAAAGAAGCUCUGUUCUAUGGGCAUUUCCUCUCCAUCCCGCUCUUCUCUCCCUUCUACUCUGAGCUCGUAUCAACCUAUCGCAACUACGCUUCUUCGGCACCCAUGACCCUCAUAUCCCUUCCCCUCCCCUCUCAAUCCCAUUUCACCUCCCUCACAUCCUCCCCCGCCCCUCCCACCUCCUCCCCGACGCUAAACAAGCUCAUAUCAUGGCAAGACCUCCUCAUCCCCAGCGCCCUCUUUGCCCUCGCGCUCAACCUCUUUACCCAGGGCCUUUGUGUCAGAGGCGUCAACAGGCUGACGACGCAGGUCAAUGCCGUGACAGUCAACUUGAUCUUGACCGUGAGAAAGGCAGUGAGCUUGGGUAUCAGUGUUUGGUACUAUGGAAGUGGGGCUACGAGCGGGCUGAUCAUCGGAGGGGGCAUGGUCUUGUUGGGCACGAUCCUGUACUCGGUAGCCCCGAGCCCUAAAGGUCUCCCAUCUGUCUCGGUCCAAGACAAAGCCAAAUCAUCUUCUCAACCGACACCUAUCGAGCUCGAGCCGGAAGCUGUCGAAUUGGAUGACCUCGGCCCUGCAGCUAGCACUGGGACAGAUGUCGGUGCAGAUCCACUAGCGUCUGCGGGUAUGAGGCAUCGGCCUGGUCCGUUGGAGGGAACGAAAUAG
Molecule: messenger RNA, 1368 nt
Organism: Cryptococcus wingfieldii CBS 7118
Lineage: Eukaryota; Fungi; Basidiomycota; Tremellomycetes; Tremellales; Cryptococcaceae
Product: solute carrier family 35 (UDP-xylose/UDP-N-acetylglucosamine transporter), member B4
Exons: 7
Coding region: 1-1368 (455 amino acids)
Biological process (GO): transmembrane transport
Cellular component (GO): Golgi membrane; endoplasmic reticulum membrane
Molecular function (GO): UDP-N-acetylglucosamine transmembrane transporter activity
Source: RefSeq, a predicted model, not a curated record